AUGGCAUUCGCUGGAAAAGAUCCACUAAGAGCUCCAAUAUCUCUUGCUCUAGACAAUAGAGGUGUAUGCGAACUCGAUCGAGUCGGUCAAGAAGACUUGGUCGAGCUAGACUUUACAACGGGUAGAAAGAGGGUUCAGAGGUCACAGAGGGUACAAGAGGAACCUGAGGUGCUUGUUGCUGAUACAAUGGAUGUACCAGAGGGGAAUGGAAACCCUUUGGGCAUGGACUCGGUCGAGCUAGGCAAACUCGACCGAUUGGUCAAGGAGAUGCUCCAAACCGCCACCAACAGAGACAAGGGAUUGUUCCACCACCAGUGCAGAACCACAACUUUGAGAUCAAGCUGGGAAUGA
This is a messenger RNA of Microthlaspi erraticum, 351 nucleotides long. The record is from the annotation of a GenBank genome assembly. Lineage: Eukaryota; Viridiplantae; Streptophyta; Magnoliopsida; Brassicales; Brassicaceae.